AUGACGGCCUGCAGGGACCAAACACAGAUCUCCUCCGAGUGGCGAGCCACGUGGCUCACGCUCUAUGAACAUGAACUUUAUGCUGUUGUCUAUUCCCUGCUCGUUCCUUUGAAUCAGCAGCAGAGCAGGCUGCCGCCGUGUAAAACCUUCCUUUUUCUCUACUACAAGAUGGACCCGAACGCGUGCCCCCGUUUCGACGCUCGAUCCCGUCCUAUUCGCCGACUUCCGAUCGUGAGACCAGCCUCCGCGUCUUAUAGCAAGCCAGCCUGUAACGGUUCUCCCUCCGGAAGAGGGAAGAAAAAGGAGCUGCAAAAAAUGGACUUUCCCACGCUGCAUCCUCAUAGGCUGCAUGCGUGGGCAGCUAAGAUGGACCACCAGUGGAGCCCCCGCGGAGGCGCUGCUCAGGACUCACGUGACCAACAGCCCGACUCUGGAGCCACUUCCCCGGGUGACCACCCCGAUGUGAGGAGGCCCGCUUCAACAAGUCGGUCAAGGACGGCUGCAGGUGGCCGCAGUCCUGAAAGGAAGAGAGGGAAACAUCAAAUUGGGUUCCUAAACCCAAAGCAGGAGAAUGAAACCCCUUCAGGACUCGUGUGCAAGGCCGAGCCACUAAUGUAUGCAGCUAAACCAGAGUUCACCUUUAACCUCCUGACCCGCGUCCUUCCUCGGGACAACGAUGACCCGGUCACCGGGAAAGACGCACUAUUUAUUCUUUUGGGUGACCUGCACGUCUGA
Molecule: messenger RNA, 735 nt
Organism: Phycodurus eques (leafy seadragon)
Lineage: Eukaryota; Metazoa; Chordata; Actinopteri; Syngnathiformes; Syngnathidae
Exons: 4
Coding region: 1-735 (244 amino acids)
Source: RefSeq, a predicted model, not a curated record